AUGUGGAUCCCUCUAAACAUCUGCUUGUAUCUGUCCUUAAACUGUAUCUCUGCAGCUUUAAUCCUCAAUUCGAGUUCUUGUCAGCUUCAAGGACGCUUCGAGUUAAAUGGGAUGUACAAGGAUGGAGAUCUUAUACUCGGAGGCCUGUUUGAAGUUCAUUUUCUCACAGUGUUCCCAGAACUGAGCUUCAGAACUGAGCCAGAUCCACCGUACUGUGAACAAUUUGAUAUGGCAAGUUUCCAGCAAGCACAGACUAUGAUUUUUGCGAUAGAUGAGAUCAAUAAGAAUCCAAACCUGCUGCCAAAUAUAACUCUUGGUUAUCAUCUGUAUGACAACUGUGUUAUGUUGGGAAUGGCGUUCCGGGCUGCUAUUGCUCUGGUUAGUGGGACAGAAGAGUCCUUUUCCAACCUCAACUGUACUGGACCACCACCAGUCAUUGGAAUUGUGGGAGACUCAAAUUCCACUCCUUCAAUAGCGAUCUCCAGUGUGCUGGGGCUGUUUCGAAUACCUAUAGUGAGCUAUUUUGCCACCUGCUCCUGUCUGAGUGACAGGAAGAAGUAUCCCUCUUUUUUCAGAACUAUCCCCAGCGAUGCCUUCCAGGUGAGGGCUAUGAUGCAGAUCUUGAGACAUUUUGGAUGGACAUGGGUCGGUCUUCUUUACAGUGAUGAUGAUUAUGGCACCUAUGCAGCACAGUCCUUUCACCAAGGGGUGCAGUUGUUUGGAGGUUGCGUUGCUUUUUCUGAAAUCCUGCCUCUUGAUAACAACCGCAAAGAUAUUCGGCAUUUAGUGGGAGUUAUUCAGGACUCUACAGCUAAAGUGGUGGUGGUGUUUGCCACUUCUACUUAUCUGUUGCCUUUAAUGGAUGAGGUGGCUUUACAGAAUGUUACGGAUAGGCAGUGGAUAGCAAGUGAAGCUUGGGCCACCUCUCCUGUGUUUCACACUCAGCGUCUUCUGCCCUUCCUGGGGGGCACACUGGGCAUCGCCAUACGGCGUGGAGAGAUCCAGGGACUUCGGGAUUUUCUUGUUCGUCUCCUUCCUGACAAUGAUCCAAAAAAUAAUAUGGUGAGAAUCUUUUGGGAGAACAUAUUCGGGUGCAGGUUUAAGACUGAAGGCAGUCAGGGAGAAAAAGCAUGUACAGGUCAAGAGGAUCUAAGCAGCACAAACACAGCAUACACUGAUGUAUCACAGUUGAGAGCUUCAUAUAAUGUGUAUAAAACAGUUUAUGCUCUGGCACAUGCACUUCAUGACCUGAUGCAGUGUGAGGAGGGGAGAGGACCAUUCAGUGAGAAUACAUGUGUUGACAUAACCAACCUGCAGCCCUGGCAGCUGGUCCAUUAUCUACAGAAAGUGAACUUCACCACAGGUUUUGGGGAUCGUGUGUCAUUUGAUGAGAAUGGAGAUGCUCUGGCCAUCUAUGAUGUGAUGAACUGGCAGCCGAGCUCUGAUGGGUCCAUCAUUGUCCGAACAGUCGGUGUGGUGGAUGAAGGAGCGGCAAAAGGGAAAGUGCUCACACUGAAUGAAGAUGAAUUAUACUGGAACUCUGAUACAAGAAAACCACCACGCUCUGUGUGUAGUGAGAGCUGCCCUCCAAGCACCAGACGAGCCAGAAGAAAGGGCCUUCCUGUCUGCUGCUUUGACUGCCUGCCAUGUGCAGAUGGAGAGAUUUCCAACACAACAGAUGCAAAUGAGUGCACAGUUUGUCCAGAUGAGUUCUGGUCCAAUCCAGAUAAGGAUCAGUGUAUCCCUAAAGAAGUGGAGUAUCUGUCCUAUGAGGAACCUCUGGGCAUCUCUCUGACCACUGCUUCACUACUCGGCACCUGCUUCUGUGCUCUUGUGAUGAUCAUCUUCGUUCAUCACCGUAACACUCCUAUAGUGCGCGCCAAUAAUUCAGAGCUCAGCUUCCUGCUGCUGCUGUCACUCAAACUGUGUUUUCUGUGUGUGCUGCUGUUUAUUGGUCGUCCACAGUUGUGGACGUGUCAGUUAAGACAUGCUGUGUUUGGCAUUAGUUUUGUUCUGUGCGUCUCCAGUAUUCUGGUCAAGACUAUGGUGGUAAUAGCCGUGUUCAAGUCAUCUCGACCAGAAGGUAAAAGUGCAAUGAAAUGGUUUGGAGCAGCUCAACAAAGAGGCACAGUCUUGGUUCUAACUGCUCUCCAAGUGGCAAUAUGUGUUGUCUGGUUAUCAACUGCAUCUCCAACACCCCAUAAAAACAGUCAAUAUAUUAGUUCUAAAGUAGUGUAUGAAUGUUCUAUUGGUUCAGUGGCUGGAUUUGCUGUGCUUCUAGGUUACAUUGGCUUUCUGGCAGCUGUUAGUUUUCUGUUAGCUUUCCUGGCAAGAAACCUUCCUGAUAGUUUUAAUGAAGCAAAGUUUAUUACCUUCAGCAUGUUGAUCUUCUGCACUGUGUGGAUUGCGUUUGUUCCAGCAUAUGUCAGCUCACCAGGGAAAUAUGCAGUGGCUGUGGAGAUUUUUGCCAUUCUUGCCUCUAGUUUUGGAGUAUUAGUGGCCAUAUUUGCCCCAAAGUGCUACAUCAUCCUUUUACGUCCAGAGAGAAACACCAAAAAAGCCCUCAUGGGAAGAGGCUCAGAAAAGUAA
This is a messenger RNA of Triplophysa dalaica, 2589 nucleotides long. RefSeq names its product extracellular calcium-sensing receptor-like. Gene Ontology annotation, biological process: G protein-coupled receptor signaling pathway. The record is from RefSeq and is a predicted model, not a curated record. Gene Ontology annotation, molecular function: G protein-coupled receptor activity. Gene Ontology annotation, cellular component: membrane. Lineage: Eukaryota; Metazoa; Chordata; Actinopteri; Cypriniformes; Nemacheilidae.